Cicer arietinum (chickpea) is the source of this 1173-nucleotide messenger RNA. RefSeq lists its product as uncharacterized. The record is from RefSeq and is a predicted model, not a curated record. Lineage: Eukaryota; Viridiplantae; Streptophyta; Magnoliopsida; Fabales; Fabaceae.
AUGAUUGUAUUACAACACAGUGAGAUAAUAACAUCAUUUGAAAAGAGCAUAAUUCAAAAGGUCCAUCGACAUAGUAAUAGAUUGUACGCCAAUGUGUGUGGUGUUGUGUCCAAAAAUGCAAUAGAUCACAUUGCGGCAGAGUUUGAUCGCGUGAAGUAUGUAGGUAUAGAUAAGUCUGAAUGUCGUUGCACAGUUAGGAGAACACAUGGUCUACCUUGUGCAUGUGAGAUAGCCAGGUACAGUAUGAUCCCCUGUUCCAUUCCGUUAGACUACAUUCAUAUUUGGUGGACUGAAUUAACUUUUCAUGAUGAUGGAUCGGGUAAACCUUCAGAAUUAUCUGUGAAACAUGAAAUAGAAGUGAUAGUGAAAAAGUUUGAUAAACUUGAUGUACUUGGAAAAAUUGCACUUAAAGGUAAAUUACGUGAGAUCGCGUAUCCAUCGACUACGUCGAUGUGUCCACCUGUUGAUAAGGUUAAAACAAAUGGUGCACCUAAAAAAGGAAAAAGUAAGGUAUCAAAAAGAGAUAAAUCAACCACGCGUGAUCCAUCUUGGUGGGAAUAUGUGGAUACAAGUGUUCGAUGCAACAGUACAAAUGCAUUCAAAAAGCUCACACCUCGACCAUCAGUCAACAAAGUUCAACAACCGAGAGUUCUUAUCUUCAAGGAUUGGUUGCCAGUUGAAAUUCACAAAUUCAUAGAUGACAUUAUUGAUGUGGGCGAGGAUGGUAAUUGUGGAUAUCGUGCAGUUGCAGCUUUACUUAGAAUGGGUGAAAACUUUUGGGCAUUCAUUCGUCAAGAGUGUGUGGUAGAGCUUCAAGAAUUCAUGUCUCAUUACGAGAUAAUAUAUGGAGGACAAAUUUUUGUUCAACAAUUUAUACACAAUGUAUAUGUUGAACAUGUUGCAACUUUGGAUAAUUGGAUGACACUUCCAGAAAUGGGACAUGUGAUUGCUUCGAAAUUUAACUUGGUUUUCGUCGCAUUAUCACUUAACCAAUCACAAACAUUUUUUCCACUUAGAAUUCCACCACCAACACUUAUUUCAGAUCAUCGUAUGAUAGUUAUUGCAUUUGUUAAUAAUUGUCAUUUUGUGCGGGUUUAUUUAAAGCCAAAUUCUCCUAUACCAUCACCAAGUAAUUUGUGGAGAAAAAAUUGCACAGAAGAAGCACGUCAAUGA